This is a messenger RNA of Syzygium oleosum, 1312 nucleotides long. Its product is annotated as 50S ribosomal protein L21, mitochondrial. Bases 46 to 879 code for a protein of 277 amino acids. Lineage: Eukaryota; Viridiplantae; Streptophyta; Magnoliopsida; Myrtales; Myrtaceae. Gene Ontology annotation, biological process: translation. The record is from RefSeq and is a predicted model, not a curated record. Gene Ontology annotation, molecular function: RNA binding; structural constituent of ribosome. Gene Ontology annotation, cellular component: ribosome. The transcript is spliced from 5 exons.
AUGAACUGAGGGAGGAAGAAGAAGAAGAAAACCAGAAGGAGAGCAAUGGCGAACCGGCGAUGCCUCCAGGCGCUGACCCGCCACGCCACGCCUCUCUCCUCGUCGCUCCGCCGCCGCCUCACGACUCCGCCGGCCGCCGCUCCGCCUCCUCCCAGAUCGCUCCUCGAAGCUCGGCCGGCGUCGCCCGGUCUCGAGCCGAGCCGGUGCCCUCUAUGGCCGCCGCGGGCGCGUCUCUUCUGCUCCAACAGGACGAGCGAGGACGACGACGAGGACGACGAGGACGAGGACGAGGACGAGGGCGAUGAGUCGGACGGCGAGGGAGGCGAGGUGAUGGAGGAGAGCGAUUGCGAGACCGGCAAGGCCUCGUCGCGUUCCAAGUGGGAUUACACGGCCGAGGAGAUGGAGGCCGAGGCCGCCGCGAUUGGGUACACGGUGAUGGGCCCCCUGGAGAAGUCGGACCGGGUUUUCACGCCUUACGAGCCGGUUUUCGCCGUCGUUCAGAUUGGUUCGCACCAGUUCAAGGUGAGCAAUGGGGACUGCAUUUUCACGGAGCGGCUCAAGUUCUGCGACAUCAAUGACAAGUUGAUUUUGAACAAAGUUCUACUGCUCGGCUCACAGACUCAGACAAUUGUUGGCAGACCGACAGUUCCAGAUGCAGCUGUGCAUGCAGUCGUCGAGGAGCAUGCAUUAGAUGCAAAAGUAAUUAUUUUUAAGAAAAAGAGGAGGAAGAACUACCGGCGAACCAAAGGACACCGACAGGAACUCACCAAGUUGAGGAUAACUGACAUUCAGGGAAUUGCGAAACCUGAGAAGACAGACGAUGAGAAACCUGUAAAAUCAGCAGUUAAGAAGUCGGAGAAGGUUGCUGUUGCAGCAUAGGAUCAUAUUUUUCCAUGGUCAUUUCCCAAUAAUGGUUCCGAUGCUACUUCUGCAUCAUAAGCACCAGUUGGACAUGCUGCAUGCUCAAUGUAUUGUCUGAAAGGAUUUGCCUGCCAAGUGCCGAGCACCUUUUAAGAUGUGGUAAUACCAUCAUAGCACCAAUAGUACAUGCUUUGAGUCUCCGAGCACCUUUUAAGACCUGGUCUAAUCCUGAAUUCCUCCAGAUUGAAGUAAUUUUUCUAGGAUCAUGAGAGCAUUGAUCUUGCUUCUUAUCUGGAUAUGACUGAUGAAUCACAUGUGGCAAGAGAUCUUGAGUUUAGAUUGCUGCAAGGCAUCAGGGUAGAGCUUUUCUGUACCUCAUUUAAUGGAUCGAAUGCUUCUUAUUAUUUUGAUUUUUAUGUAUUGCAAUGUAGUGGGGAUAGUUUUGAUUCAA